AUGUCAUUCGAACGACCAACAUCCAUAGCAGCGUUAUCAGAACAGGUCAAUCGUAAUAAAUCUUCGAAAACAACAAAAAGUUCAGCAAAACCAAAUUUUUGUAAAGUAUGUGGUGACAAAGCAACUAUCAUCAAUUAUGGCGCACUUUCUUGUCAAUCAUGUAAAACAUUCUUUCGUCGAAAUGGCUUCCGUCCUGAAAGCGCUCGUCCUUGUUUAUUGAAUAGAUCAUGUGAAGUGACUCUAAAAACACGACGAAAUUGUACUGCUUGCCGUCUUGCUAAAUGUUUGUUAGUUGGUAUGAGUUCAGAAUUAAUUCGUAAAGAAGAAGGGCAAAGUAAAAAGCUAUUAUCAACGUGUAAUUCCACAACUACUGGUGACGUUGUCAAUCAACAAGUAACAGUAUGUACUUAA
This is a messenger RNA of Rotaria sordida, 411 nucleotides long. The record is from the annotation of a GenBank genome assembly. NCBI's taxonomy places the organism in Eukaryota, Metazoa, Rotifera, Eurotatoria, Philodinida, Philodinidae.